AUGACUGCUGAACUUAAGGCUAUGGAAAUUAACAAAACUUGGUCCGUUGUUCCUCUUUCUCCUAGACAACAUUCGAUUGAGUGUAAGUGGGUCUAUAAGAUGAAGCACAAUUUCGAUGGUUCAAUAGAGCACUACAAGGCUCCAUUGGUUGCCAAGGGAUAUACACAACAAGAAGGUAUUGAUUUUAUUGAAACCUUCUCUCUCGUUGCUAAAUUGGUUACUGUCAAGAUCUUUCUCACUAUUGCUGCUUCUUAUAAUUGGCCAUUGAUCCAACUAGAUGUUAAUAAUGCUUUCCUCCAUGGCGAUUUGUUUGAAGAGUUCUAUAUGGAUAUGUCGUUGUACAUCUGGUCCUCAAGGGGAGCACAUGGUUUGUCGCCUUCAUAA
Momordica charantia (bitter melon) is the source of this 384-nucleotide messenger RNA. Lineage: Eukaryota; Viridiplantae; Streptophyta; Magnoliopsida; Cucurbitales; Cucurbitaceae. The record is from RefSeq and is a predicted model, not a curated record.